AUGAGCGCAGAAAAGGGCAAAAGUGAUGGUGGGCCGCGUCUCCUAUUGGUGGUAAAUGCUGGUACAGAAGUUCCUUCAACCUGUAGCAGUUGGCGCCUUGGUGAACGUGGGACUUCCCAGUCAGAAGCCGUGGUUGACCGGUGCUGCUGCAAGUCACAGCGACAAAAGGUUGGGGAUGUUGGAAGUUUGGGGUCUGCGCGGUUGCUGGGCCUUGAAGGGGGUGAUUGGUCAGCAGCAACUCUCUUCCUCCAUGUACUAAAACGCGUGAUUCAUCCCAACCCUAGCCCUACUCUGCCUGUUCUGGCUUGGGCGAAGGCCGACCUGAAGGAGCAACGUUCAUCAGAGCGUGAUGAAACUUGA
Messenger RNA from Paracoccidioides brasiliensis Pb18, 360 nucleotides. RefSeq lists its product as uncharacterized. The transcript has 3 exons. The coding region runs from base 1 to 360 and encodes 119 amino acids. The record is from RefSeq and is a predicted model, not a curated record.